AUGGAGGACGUGUUUAAACGAUUUUUAUUAGCUUCUGACCCAUACAUUUCAAGUUGCAGAAAGUUGCCAGCAAAACCGAUGAAGUCUUUGUCAGCAGAUACAAUUGAUUUACUGUUGUCUCCAUCUAUUGAUGCGGAAGAAGUGUUGGAAAGUACUGAUUGUAGUUCGGCCUCUGAGACAGAGACAGAUGUAGAUGCUGAAGAUCUUGCUGAAAACUAUUUUUUUUUAUGUAAUUAA
Molecule: messenger RNA, 237 nt
Organism: Arctia plantaginis
Lineage: Eukaryota; Metazoa; Arthropoda; Insecta; Lepidoptera; Erebidae
Source: the annotation of a GenBank genome assembly